Molecule: messenger RNA, 4327 nt
Organism: Macaca mulatta (Rhesus monkey)
Lineage: Eukaryota; Metazoa; Chordata; Mammalia; Primates; Cercopithecidae
Source: RefSeq, a predicted model, not a curated record
GUGAGCAGGCCGGAAGCGAGGACUCGCCUGCUGCCGCGAGAUAGUGAAAGGGGCGUGGGCGCUGGGGGCUGCCGGCUAGUAACCAUAGCGGCGCGCGUGAGUCGGCGGGCUAGUAACCAUAGCGGCGGGCGUGGGGCGGAGCGUCGCUCGCUAGUUCCCUGCGUGCCCUCUUGGGAGCUGGGUGCAGUGAGUCCUCCCCAGCGGGCUGCUCUCGGCGCGGAACCCGAGCUGCUGCUCUGGGACGUGUGCUUAGGGCGCGGGGCUGGAGCGCGGGGGCUGCGCGGGUGCUCGCGGCUCCGCUGAGGUCUCUAUGAAAGGGGGCGAUUUGAGGGUCCCGCCGUGACCGCUCCCAGCGGCGGAGACGCGCGCUCUGGACCAGAGCCGUUGCCCGCUGUCUGGUCACCCCAAGCCUCCUCCUGACGCCGUGCUGGUGCGAGGGUCUCCAGGGGAAUUCGGGGCACAAAUCGGGCCCGAGCGUCCAGGCUGUCGUGGCACGAAGGCGCAGGAUCGGCGCUUUGAGAACUGAGCGCCUGUGGAGUUCGGAGGAAAAGGGCGCAGAUUGAAGAUGGAAAAUCCCCAGGACAUUUUCUCAAGUAAUGGUGGCUGUCUAAGUGAUAUAGUUAUAGAAAAAUAUCUGGUUGAAUCCAAGGAGUCUGUGUCUCAUGUUCAGCUUGCUUGUAGCAUGCAGGACUGUGCUUUCCCUUUGGAUGGGACUGAACUUUGUAUAUGGAACACGAAGAGUCCUUCUCAUCAGCUUCUAAUCUUACGAGGACACCAUCAGCCAAUUACUGCUAUAGCUUUUGGAAAUAAAGUGAACCCACUUCUAAUCUGCUCAGCAUCGCUGGAUUACGUUAUAAUGUGGAACCUGGAUGAAUGUAGAGAGAAAGUACUUCAAGGGCUGGUCCCUCGAGGGACUGUCGUGGGCUCGCUUUUGGGAAAGGUGCUGUGUUUACAGUUGAGCCCGGAUGAUCAUGUUGUUGCCGUAUGUGCUGGAAACAAAGUAUUCAUACUGGAUAUUGAGACGCAGGCUGUCCAGGCCGAGCUGCAGGGCCACCUGGGCCCAGUGACUGCGGUGGAGUUCUGUCCCUGGCAAGCAGGCACCCUCCUCUCGGUGUCCGAGGACAGAGGCUUUAAGGUCUGGGACCAUUGUACGGGAUCAUUAAUAUACAGUUCAUCUGUGUUAUCAGCAUAUCCUCUUCUCAGCUUGUUCAUUGAUGCAGAAAGCAGGCAGCUGGUCACUGGGUGUGCUGACGGCCAGCUUUGGAUCUUCAGUUUGAUGGAUGGACACCACUAUCGUCGUGUGGCACGGGUUGACCUAAGGAAGAAGACAGAGACUUUCUCCACAAGAAGGCUUAAGUCUGGGCUGUGCAGUCAGCCAGAAGAAAGCCAGCUUCCAUCUACAAGUGUUCUGGGAAAAGGAGAGCAGGUUGAAGUAACAUUUCCUAUACUGAGACUUGCACCCUGCGAUCUCUCACUCAUCCCAAAUUCUGCAUGUGGAUGUCUUUCUUCUGAGAACACCCAACGCAUGUGGAUUGGAAGUUCGGUGGGCUUAUUCAUAUUUAACCUGGCAAACCUGGAAGUGGAAGCUGCUUUAUAUUACAGGGAUUUCCAGAGCCUCAGCAUCCCACUGGCCGGAUCGUGUGCCCUGAGGAACCGCACCGCAGAUCGCAAGACGCUGUGCUUGCUGGCCUCCCUCUUUGGCGGGAAGAUUGCCGUGUUGGAGAUCGACCCGGCCGCGCUGGUCAGGGCUCAGCAGUGCCCCGGCCUGAGGCAGAGCCUCUCGGUGCCAGCCAGCUCCUGUGUCCUACCGACCUCUCCACUGUAUCUGGGAAUUGCCGAGGAGAAGAGCACCAAGGCUGCUAGUGGACGGCGAUGUGCUGCACAGAACGUCACGAAGGACCAGCGCCUGGUUUUCCACAGUAAAGUCAGAUCAUCUGGUUAUGCGUCAGCACCACAUGUGACUAUGUUUUCACCAAAGACCAACAUCAAGAGUGAGGGGAAAGGAUCUUCAAGACGCAGGAGCAGCUGUGUAUGGGAGCCGUACCCCGUGGAGUGCGCUGUGCUCACCAAGCCCGGCCCCCAGGUUGCCGCCGCCCCCACCUGCACACGCGUGUGCUGCCUCCAGUACUCAGGAGAUGGGCAGUGGCUGGCCUGUGGGUUGUCCAACCAUCUAUCACUCGUUUUUGGUGCCAGCCUGACUGGGACACCUGCUGUGUUUUCAGGUCACGACGGGGCGGUGAACACCGUGUGCUGGAGCCAGGACCGGAGGUGGCUGCUCUCUGCGGCCCAGGAUGGGACCCUGCGGGUGUGGUCAGCUCGUGGGGCAGAGCUGGCACUGCUUCUGGGCAGAGACAUGUUUUCUAAACCGAUACAGUCUGCGCAGUUUUAUUAUAUAGAUGCCUUUAUAUUGUUAUCUUCUGGCCCUGAAUUUCAGCUACUGAAGUAUCAUAUUGACACUUGCAAAGAUGAGAUGAAGAGAUAUAAACAGAAGAGCAAGUCCAAGCUGAUUUGCAGGCUCUCCACGACGGGUGCAGUAGACGUGACCAGUCUAUCGGCAGUCAACGACUUUUAUUCCCACAUCGUUCUCGCAGCUGGCCGGAACAGGACCGUGGAAGUAUUCGACCUCAACGCCGGCUGCAGUGCAGCGGUGAUAGCAGAAGCCCACUCACGGCCUGUCCAUCAAAUCUGCCAAAAUAAAGGUUCAUCAUUUACAACCCAACAGCCUCAGGCUUAUAACCUCUUCCUGACCACGGCCAUUGGCGAUGGGAUGAGACUGUGGGACCUGAGAACCCUGAGGUGUGAGCGCCACUUUGAAGGGCAUCCAUCCCGCGGCUAUCCAUGUGGAAUUGCUUUCAGUCCUUGUGGGCGAUUCGCGGCUUGUGGGGCCGAGGACAGACACGCUUACGUGUAUGAAAUGGGCUCGAGCACGUUUUCUCACCGGCUGGCUGGGCACACAGACACCGUCACUGGAGUGGCCUUUAACCCAUCCACGCCCCAGAUUCAGACUUUGUGGUAUUUCUCGGGAAUUCCCUGGAGUUUGUACAAAAUCUUUGCAUAUAUCAUCCUUUACCUUAGGCGAAAACAUUUGAAGUCAACUAUUUCAAGGACUGGGAAUAGAGAAGAGAGCUCCUGCUGCAGGCAGCUCAGCACCAGGUCAGCUACUCUGUGCCGAACUGAAGGGAGCUGAGCGCUGGCCCCCUCCAUCUGGGCCGGAACUCAGGUCGUCCUGCCUCAGGUACAAGAAGUAACCGGUUCUUUGGUCUUCAGACUCCACUUCACUGGGUAAGUGAGAUUCCUUCUGGGACGGAGCUCAGGUCGUCCUACCUCACGUAUAAGAAGUAACCAGUUCUUUGGCCUUCAGACUCCCUGUUUCACUGGGUAAGUGACAGAGCCCUUUCUUUAAGUGUCACACCUCAUUGCGGAGCCCAUGUGAACACGAAUCAUGGGCUGGGGCAGCCAGUUCUGUUGCAGAGGGAGGGGGGCCUCCAGGGUCCUGCCUCUCCCCACCCCACCCAGCCCAACCUGCAAAGACUCGGUCAGGGCUCAGGCGUCCAGGCGUCACCGGCUAUUGCCGGAUUCCAUGAGAAGCCCCGGGAGCCGGGAGCACCGCCUCAGUCUGCAGCUGCAGGCAGGGAUGUCACCGCCAGACCUCCGCUGUGAUGAGACGGACUGCAGAGCGCAGGUGCAGUGCUGGCGGCUGAAGCAGGGCGGGCCCAGAGGAGCUCUCAGAUGAGGACAGGUCUGUGCCAGAGAAUGAACUGGGAUCUGCCCUGACAAGUGGAGCCUCAUUUGAAAGUGUCGGUAACAGGCUCUGUUUCUGAACCAAAGAUUCCCUUGCAACCUGGUGUGGAGUUUGGGCCGUGAUAUAUGGUGGAUGUGACGUGUACUACUCUUAGGGCCAACUUCAAAGCCCCCAAGACACAGCCCCAUGCCCUGUACCCUUCUGCAGCUCAGAUCAGAUGAGCCCAGUGGCCUUGGGGCCCUUGAAGAUGGUGGAACCAGGAGACGUGAGGGGCCUUGGCCUUGAAACACAACUCAAAGGGAAAUCACUCAUCUGGAAAACAGAUUUGGACCCAUACCACACACUGGCAAAUAUCUGGAGUUUUGUUGUGGGAAGCCUGUGUCUGCCCCACUCACGGUGUGGUGCAAGCUCCAUAUACCAGCGAGGACAACCGUGGCUGCCGAGAGUACCUCACAAGCCACGCAUCCUCCUCUGAGCUCAUGGCAGCCCUGAGAAGUGGGACGAAGACUUCCUUCAGGGGAAGAGGAGCGGCUGAGAGAAAGGAAGAGGCUUGUCCAGAACCACCAUGUGGACAUCUUCUGUGAA